Molecule: messenger RNA, 1209 nt
Organism: Tigriopus californicus
Lineage: Eukaryota; Metazoa; Arthropoda; Copepoda; Harpacticoida; Harpacticidae
Product: ras-like GTP-binding protein RHO
Exons: 2
Coding region: 416-1090 (224 amino acids)
Biological process (GO): small GTPase-mediated signal transduction
Molecular function (GO): GTP binding; GTPase activity
Source: RefSeq, a predicted model, not a curated record
UGAGUCAUGAUCCGUUUUCAAUUGGAGAGAAUUAUCACUGAGAAUGAAUGAGAAUCAUCCUCUGCAUGGGUGGAAGUAAAGCUAUGAAUUCAAAAUGAUGUCUCUCAGUCAUAAAAGGAAAAACUAUGUUGACCCACAGAGAGAUAACAGCACACAACGUAUUAAAGACUGACUGACUGACUAUAGGUAUACAUGGUUUCUCGGAUCUCAGCAAGGGUCCUCCUUCGAAAUCUAGAGCAAACGCGAGAUUAUUGAGGUAUGUCAGGUAUUUCAUCACGUUGGACAUGCGCCCUCUCAAUGUUUACAUUCUCCACCAAAGCUGGAUCAUUCGUCCCCUUAAAAGCUUGGAACACCUCCAGUUCCCUUCAGUUCCAAUCUGCGGGUUAAGUGAGACAAAAAGUCUAAAAAUUUGAGCAUGCUUUCCAAUCUCAUCGGAAUUCGACCCAUCAAAGCCACCGGGAUGGGACUGAAGAAGAUGAAGAAGGCCGAAGAUCCCAUUCGGAAGAAAGUGGUGUUGGUGGGGGAUGGCUUUUGCGGCAAAACCUGCCUUCAAGUGGCGUUCCGGAGAGAUGUAUUUGAUCCCUUGUACCAGGUCACAGUUUUCGAGAACUUUGUGGUGGAUUUCGUUCUGGACGGAAUCGAGUACGAAUUGGCCAUUUGGGAUACCGCCGGACAAGAGGACUAUGAACAACUCAGACCCCUGAGUUAUCCGGACACGGAUGUCAUUGUCCUGUGUUUCGCCAUCGAUUGUCAAGACUCGUUUGAGAAUCUCAAAUCGAAAUGGCUGCCCGAGUUGCAAUACUAUUGUCCUCAAGUGCCCAUAGUUCUCGUGGGCAAUAAGAUCGAUUUGCGUUCGGAUGCCGAGACACUGAGCAAUUUGCACAAACUAGGCCAUCAGUGCGUGACUCCGGAAAAGGGAUCUGCCAUGGCCGAGGAAUUGGGAGCACGUGACUACGUCGAAUGCUCCGCCAAGAUGAUGCGCGGCGUCCAAGAUGUCUUUGACACGGUCGUCAAGGUGGCAGCCACCUAUCCAACCCAAGGUCCCAAGAUGAAGUUCUUCAAUCGGAUUCUGUCUUGCUGGAAGCCUUGAAAGCUUCCCACCAAUAGGGGUCAAGAUAUAUGAUAUUGUUGAUAUGUUAACGCUAGCUGGUCUAACUGUUACAAUUAUGAUGUAUGCUGUCUGUACUAGACCUAGAAUUGGGUUCACCU